UGGUGCACUGUGUCCCUAGGACACAGCGGAUCACCGGUCAACGGAAAGAGCCGAAGAUGUCGGCUCGGUCAUGUAAUCAGCUAGGGGACAUCUAUACUAAUCAUCAGGGCACUGAUGAUCAGUGUGCCCUGAUGAUCAGUGUAGCCCCAGCAGUGCCACCUGUCAGUAUACAUCAAUGCCAGCUGUCAGUGCCCAUCAGUGCCACCUGCCAGUGCCCAUCAGUGCCACAUCAAUGCCACAUAUCAGUGCCUACAAGUGCACAUCAAUGCCACAUAUCAGUGCCCAUCUGAGCUGCCUUUCAAUGUCACCUAUCAGUGCCAGUCAGUGCCACCUAUCAAUGCCAGUCAGUGCCACCUAUCAGUGUUGCCUAUCAGUGCCAGUCAAUGCCACCUAUCAGUGCCAGUCAAUGCCGCCUAUCAGUGCGCAUCAGUGCUGCCUAUCAGUGUCCAUCAGUGCUGCCUAUCAGUGCCGCCUAACAGUG
Staurois parvus is the source of this 481-nucleotide messenger RNA. NCBI's taxonomy places the organism in Eukaryota, Metazoa, Chordata, Amphibia, Anura, Ranidae. The record is from the annotation of a GenBank genome assembly.